UCCCUUCACCACUGCGCCAUGCCCACAUCCAAGGCAUUUCUCAUCUUGGUGCUCGCCGUGCUCACUCCCAUGGCGGCGACCUCCCAGGACACGGCGACGAACCUCACCCUCCACAACCUGUGCGCGUACCCUGUGUGGCCGCUCAUCACUCCGAACAUCGGCCUCCCCGCCAUCCCCGACCUGGACGACGCCGCCAGCCGCCUCGACGGGGGCGGAGAGGGGCUCGUCACCCUGGCGUUCCCUUCCGGCGCGUGGUCCGGCCGCGUCGUGGCGCGCACCGGCUGCAGCAGCAGCGAUGACUACGACUCCUCCUCCCCCUCCUCCUCCUCGACGGCGGCGGUGGCCAGGUGCGUCACGGGCAUGCCGCCGGCGCCGGUGACGGUGGCGCAGGUGAGCGUGCACGGGUCCGGCGGGCUGGCGGAGUACAGCGUGAGCCUGGUGGACGGGUUCAACCUGCCGGUGAUGGUGACGCCGCACGGGUUCGAGCAGGGCCGGCAGUGCCCGUCCCUCGGCUGCGCCGUGGACCUCGACGUGGACUGCCCCCGCGACGCCAGGGCCCCCGCCGGCGGGUGCAGGGCCCAGGGUCAGGGGCACUUCUUCAAGGAGAGGUGCCCGGACACUCGGACGACGCCGACGGACGUGGAGGCCACGCCACAGCGCUGCCUCCAGCCCGGCGAGCUCAAGAUCGUCUUCUGCCCCGAUUCUUCCGACUAGUCACUUGCUACCACACACACUAGGCUAGCUAGACCGGCUGUGUGUCACUCACGAUGCCGGUUAUAUAAUAAGCUAAGCGAUUGAUUGCUGAUUCGCUAAGCCAGAUUCAACCGAAUAAUAUGUUAACUAUUCUUCUUC
Triticum dicoccoides is the source of this 852-nucleotide messenger RNA. Its product is annotated as osmotin-like protein. The transcript has a single exon. The coding region runs from base 19 to 714 and encodes 231 amino acids. The record is from RefSeq and is a predicted model, not a curated record. Lineage: Eukaryota; Viridiplantae; Streptophyta; Magnoliopsida; Poales; Poaceae.